AUCGAAAAUGACAUUGACAGUUAAUUUUCAUUAAGGAAAAUAUAUUUUUGUAAAUAAAUCAUAAUCUUCUUGUAACUAUUGUGAAAGUUUUGCAGUCACCGUUCAAGAAAACCAUAGAAACCGCACUCAAAACUUAUAUUAACUUCAAAACCAUGAGCACGACAAGGUUGUCAGUCUUGCAAACAUUCAAGAAACUUCACAGAACAAGGAUGAAGGUAUUUGCGGGGGAUGACAGAGCACUAACUGCUGGAAGAUUAAAAAUAAAUGAAGAGUUCCAGAAAAACAAACAUGUUACCAAUGAGGAUGCUAUAAAGGCUAUGGUCAAACUAGCUGAGGAUGUUGAAAAGGAACUUCGAACUCAAGUUAUACAAGCUCGAGAAGUGAAGCCUGGUGUCUUUGUGGCUAAAAUUACUGAAGACACUGCAAAGUUUGAAAAUAUCCCCUAUGAUGAUAACGCAGUAUUAGAAGAUGGAACAGUUGCUGGGAACAGGCCAUGUUGUCAAGAUAAAGCUAAAAAUAACUAAAGAUUCUAAUAGACGUCGGUAAUGAGGCACUAGACAAGAUAUUAUAAUCUUUGAAUCAUUAUUUGAAAAUAAGCUUAAAAAACUUUUUGUUAACUAGUUUUAGGUCUGCUAUCUUUUGUUUCUUCAUAAUUUAUAAGAGAAGCACUUUUUGGAUUUCUAUCUUUAUUUAUUUUAUAAAGUAAUUGGCAUAAAAUCUGUAAUGCUAUAAUUUAAUUAUCUAGAUAAGCUUUAGAAAACAUGUGUGUCAUUGUAAUUUAUUAAGUUUUAAAACAGUAGUCAAUAGGUACUGAAUACAUGGUUUCACAUAA
This is a messenger RNA of Helicoverpa armigera (cotton bollworm), 832 nucleotides long. RefSeq names its product complex III assembly factor LYRM7. NCBI's taxonomy places the organism in Eukaryota, Metazoa, Arthropoda, Insecta, Lepidoptera, Noctuidae. Gene Ontology annotation, biological process: mitochondrial respiratory chain complex III assembly. Gene Ontology annotation, molecular function: protein folding chaperone. The transcript is spliced from 4 exons. Gene Ontology annotation, cellular component: mitochondrial matrix. Bases 153 to 524 code for a protein of 123 amino acids. The record is from RefSeq and is a predicted model, not a curated record.